UUUGAUUCGUCGAGCUAAAGGCGAUGGGGUAAAGCAACAACAAGUGACCCUCCCUCCAAUACAAGAGUUGGAAAGCGCUGAAGCACAGCGCCAAGCUCUUGGUAGUGUUGCAGAACUGAGGGACAUAAUUUGGCUGUUCGUUCCAAGAAGUCUCUGCUUGAUUUCGAACGAUCGACUUACAAGUCAAAGCUUGAGCACGUUGCUACAGAAACUCUGGUGA
Messenger RNA from Eruca vesicaria subsp. sativa (arugula), 220 nucleotides. The record is from the annotation of a GenBank genome assembly. NCBI's taxonomy places the organism in Eukaryota, Viridiplantae, Streptophyta, Magnoliopsida, Brassicales, Brassicaceae.